UCGAGCCUGGCAGAGGGAGCCAUAUUUUUCCAAUAUCAGUUACGCGAAAACAGCGCACACGUAUAGCAUUGCGUAUUAAAUAUAUAAUAUAGAAUGGAAUUUUUAUCGGCUCGUUGGCAGCUCACCUCGGUAGAACGCGUUUGACCAUCUCGGCCCCGAGUGGCCUUGAUAGAAUCAUUUUAUUCCAACCUCAAAAAAUUAAUAAUAUAAAUAACAAAUUAAAAAUCAUAAUAAAAUAUACAUAAACGGGUGUGAUUGUUUGUAUUAAUUAUAUCACUUGUGUAUGUGUAUGUGUGUUUAAUAAACAAGCAAGAAAACAAACGAAAAAAAAAAGGAAAUAAAAAAAAACAACAAUUUAUAUAUAAAAAUGAAAAGUUACAAUAAAAAGUAACAAGAGAAGAAUAACAAACAAACAAAAAAUAAGAGAAUGCCGAAGAAGCUAGUGGAGUUUCGGAGGCGUACACUUCGUUGUCCAGUGAUGUCGGUGACGCGGAGCCUUGCACUGCUGGACCUGGACAAUGGCCGGCAAGCCUGAGCAGUCAAUUUCUCACCCUGCUCCUCCGAAUCAUCAUCAUACACAACAACAUUAUCAUCAAAAUUAUCAAGACAAUAAUAAUUGUCAUGAACAACAACAACAACAUCAAAAUUUAUUAAAUAAUCAAGAAUUUAAUGAAAAUAGUGUUUUAGUUUAUAUACCAAAUGACAAUUACGCCUAUCAACAAUUAUCUGAUAAUAUUGAAACAACAAAUUAUCAACAAAAUAUUGAUAAUCAAACAACAACAACAGAUGAUAUUUAUGAUAAAUUAAAUUAUCCAUGUGAUAAUAAUACAACAAUAAAAACAAUCGAUUUAAAUUAUCAUCAAAAUAAUAAUAAUAAAAUAAAUAAUCCAUCAAAUUGCAAUGAUAAUAAUAAAUGUGAAAAUAAAAAAAAUAAUAAAAAAUAUAAAAAAACGGAAAAUAAUUAUGAAAAUAUAAGGGCGACUGGAUCGCCCAUUAACACAAUAAAAAUAGAUAAAAAUAUAUUAAAUAUAUCAUCAUGUCUUGGGAGCGCAAAUAGUCCAGUCCACAGUGAUGCUGAUAGUCUGAGUGGUACAAGUGAUUCAGGUGUUGUUGUUGUUAAUGAUAAUAAUAAUACAUCAUCAUCGUCAUCAUCAUCAUCACCAUCAUCAACAUUAACAACAGCAACAACAGCAACAAUUAAAUCAGCGCUCCCAAGUAAUGCAAUAAUAUUAUCAGAUAUUGAUGAUAAAUGUAAUAGCUAUGAUAAUUCAUAUGAAAUAUGUCAUUUUGAUACAAACGGUAUUGAAUAUUUAGAUAAUUGUGCUAACAAUAUACAAUUAAAUGAUGAUUUAUUGAUAAAUAAAAAUUUUGAUUGUGAAGAUAAUAGAGGCUGUGAUUCAGUUAGAUCGGAUACCGGUGAAUCAGCUUACAGUAGUAAUAUUAGUAGUCCAGAUUGUCAAAGUGUUGUUGUACAAGUUAAUUGUGACUCUGUUUGUUCAUUAAAUAGUGGUAGUUGUAGUAGUAAUAGUAAUAGUAGUAAUAGUAGUAUUAGUGGAGGUAAUAAUUGUGCUGGUGAUACUAUUAGUGUUUGUGGUACAAGUGAUACUUGUUCUGAUGGUGGUAGUUUGUGUGUGCAGCAGGCUGCACAAAUUAAUGUGCAUAAUAGCAACAAUGUUGCAUUGACUAUGAAUGAUGGUGUGGUUUUGCAACAACAACAACAACAACAGCAACAACAACACUAUCAUCAACAGCAACAACAGCAUCAUCAGCAGCAGCAACAGCAUCAGCACCAACAACAACAACAACAGCGCCAUCAACAACAUCAUAUACAAUUAGCAGCAAUUGCAGCACCAACUGGAUGGAAGAGGAUAUGCACCAACGGGGUCAUCAUAUAUAUAAGUCCAAGCAGUACGGCGCUGGGUUCGUUGGAUCAACUCAAGGAGUACCUGACAACAGCGGGCACUUGCAAGUGCGGAUUAGAGUGUCCGUUUAGACCUGAACAAGUCUUUAAUUUUGAUCCCAAGGUAGCAACACGACCUUGGAGUCCAGAUCAAGGCAAAACACGUGAAAUGACAAAAUUGUGCAAUCAUAAAAGGAAACUUUUGUUGCCAUUGGCAGCUGCUAGUCCGGUUGCAUCUUGUACACAAGUCAUAUCAUCAUCAAUAUUGCCAACAACAAUUGAUUCAAGUCACGAAAUAAUAACUGAUAAAACGAAAAAAGAUGGAUUGAGUAAAAAGAAAAAAAGAAAACUUGCUAUCGCAGGAAACGUUUAUUCUGAAGUCUCAAUGUCACAAUUAAUUGGCCAAAGAGAACAACAACAAGGUAUCAACGUGGCGGGUACAACUGGAAUACAAGGCUUGUCAGCCUCAAAUGGCUCACAAGUCUGGCCGAUAACUGCUUUACCAGUACAGCAAAAUCAUCAACAGAUUGACCAUCAAUCAAUAAAUUCACCCUCACAAAAUAUUGAUAUAAAUGGUUGUUCAAUGAGGAAUCCUCAACAAAGAUUAAAUCAAUCGAACAUGACAAACAUGGUAAUGGGUAAUCCAUUGAUAAUGAAUCAACAAGGAACGAAUUUUAACAACAUAAAUCAACAGUAUCACAUGAACCAGUAUCAACAACAACAUCAACAACAACAACAACAGCAACAGCAACAGCAGCAACAGCAGCAACAACAAAAUAUUCCACAAAACCAAUCAAUUCAUAAUCAACAAAUGCAACAAAUGCCAAUACUACAUCAGGACCAACAUCACCAAAACAUUAUGUCAAAUCAAAUACCACAUCAGCAGCAAUCCCCACAUUAUAUUAAUCAAAUAAAUGAUAAUACAGUUCAUAAUAUGCAACAACAAUUGCACAUGAAUCAACAACAAAUUCAUUUACAACAACAAAUGCAAAAACAUUCACAAAAUCAACAACAACAGCAACAACAACAACACCAUCAGCAUAAUAAUAAUAAUAAUCAAGAUUCAUGUCAACAACAAAUUCCAAAUUAUAAUUCACAUCAUAAUAAUGAUGAAUUUGUUCAUCAUAUGCAAUCACAAAAUUCAAUACAUCCACAAAUGCAUCAAUUUCAUCAGCAUUCAAUACAACAUCAACAAAAUCAACAACAACAACAGCAGCAGCAACAGCAGCAACAUUCAAAUCAGCAUUUAAUUCAAAAUCAAGAACAUGAACAAUUUCAAAUGCAACCACAGCAUCAAUUACAUCAAUAUAACAAUCAAAAUAUGAAUCAAAAUCAUAAUCAUAUUGAUAUUGUUCAGCAAUCAAAUGGUCAAUUGAUAUCUGGUAUUAAUAAUGCUGAUAUUCAAAUAAGAACACAUGAUAAUAUACCAAUGAAUGAAGAUGACAUAAAUAAUGUCAAACAAAUUUCACAAAAUAAUCAACAGCAACAAUUAUUAAUGCAUAAUCAUAAUAUGGAUAGACUUUAUGGUAAUACACAAAGUGUAAGUCAUGAUAAUAUGCAAAGAAUAUAUAGCCAACAUCAGGUACCAUUUCAAAGAAAUUGUGAACAAUUGAAGAAUAGUAAUGUAGAAUUAAAGUCUGGCCAACAGCAACAACAUCAUCAAAAUCAACAAAAUCUUCAUCACUUGCAACAACAACAAGUGCAACUUCAACAACAACAAGUGCAACUUCAACAGCAACAACAGCAGCAACAACAACAACAGCAACAGCAGCAGCAACAACAACAGCAGCAGCAGCAACAGCAACAACAGUACAUGUUAGUUAGUCAAGCUGGAAGAAGUCCAUGCAAUGGAAAUAUAAUUGAAGUACAAUCAGUGAUUGGUACAAAUAAUAAUCAACAAAAUAAUAUACAUUUUAAUCAAAGGAAUCAAAUGUGGCAAACAAAUAGAACAGUUGUACCAUCUUCUCAUCAAUCACCAUCAGCAACAAUACAAUGUAAUAGUAUUGAUCGUGUACCACCAUUACAUCAUCAUAUACCACCAACAGCAUCAUGGCCAGAUGAAGUUGCAAGAAAAAAAUCAAAACCAAGUAAAUCAUUGGCUAAAAAACAACGACAUCAUAAUAAUAAUAUGUCUGAUAUAAGAAAUACAAUUGAUAAUUCAAAUCAAAGUCCUGAUAUUGAUAAUAAUUAUGAUAAAAUAAAUAAUCAAAUUGGAUCAACAGUUAGUAAUAGUAGUCCAAGUUUUUUGGAUGAUCCAAGUGGUUAUCUUGCCCAACAAACAGCAUUAUUAAAUAGUACAAUAUCACGUCAAACUGGUGUUACAAGUUCACAAUUAAUAAAUCAAAAAAUAAAUAAUAAUAAUCAAAUAAAUAAUUAUUUAAUACAACAACAACAACAAAAACCAACAUCAGCAACAAGUCCAACAUCAUCAUCAAUUAAAAAUCAUGCAACAUCACCAGUUAUUGUACACAGUAGUAUGACACCAACAUCAAUAUGUAGUAAUACAAAUGAUUCUGAUAAUGGUUGUGAUACACAAACAUAUAAUAUACAAGAACAAUUUAAUAAAACAAUUAAUCGUCAGUCUUAUAUUGGUGGUACAAUACAUAGUGUUAAUGAUCAAGAUCCAGUGACAUCAUCAACAUAUAAUGAUAGAUUUAUUGGUAAUUUACAACAAAUGGAUUCACGUCCAAUUCAAGGUGGUACAAUAUCAACAAGUCAUGGUUCACCAAUUGGUACAAAUAGUCCAAUUAAUUCAGAUAAUUUAUCUGAUAAUAUUAGAACAAAUUCUGCUUUAUCACAACCAGCAACACCACAAAGUAUAAAUUCAUCACAACCAUCAACACCACAUAGUUAUUCACAACCAUCAACGCCACAUCCAAAUCAAUCAUUGACACCUGGUUGUAUUGACAGACCAUCACAAUCAUUAAAUAAUAAUAAUAUUAAUAGUAAUAAUAAUAGUAAUAAUAUUAUUAAUAAUCAACAAAAUAAUCAAAAUAAUAAUAAUAGUAAUGCUAAUAAUAAUAAUAAUGAAAAUAUUAUAAAUAUAUCAAGUAUAACAUCAGCAUCAAGUACAAUAUCACCAAGUACAUCACCAAUAUCAGAAACAAUUAGUCAAACAAAUGGUAAAAAAUUAAAUACACGACAAAAUAUUCCAGAUGGUUAUCAACCACAUCCACAUACAAUUAAUACAAAUCAAAGAAUUUCCAUGAUACCAUAUAGUGGUCCAUCAACUAUUGUUACAACAAUGGCAAGUGGUCAUACAUACAGUUGUAAUACAAUAACAUCAGUUGUUGCUGGUAAAGCAAAUACAGCAACUGUAUCAAUAAAUACACCAUCAGGUAUGCAAAAUAUUCUUACAAAUAAAUCAACACUAGGUGGUAAUGGUAUUACUGUUAGUUCAGCUAUUAUUUAUCCAGCAAAUUCAAUAUCAAUAUCAUCAAGUCAACCACAAAAUAGUAUUGUAUCAAAAUCACCACUUGAAAUGGUACAAAGUGUUGUUAGUAGUAUUCAAGUACCUCCAGCAAAUUCAACAGCAUCUAAUAUGCAUCAUCAUCAACAUCAUCACCAUCAACAACAACAGCAACAGCAACAACAACAACAACAACAACAACAGCAACAACAACAGCAGCAACAACAACAACAAAAUGUUCAAGUACACAAUGUUUUGACAUCCAAUGGUGUAUUGAAACAUUCAACGGCAUCUGGAUUACCACCUGGUCAUAUACUUGUAUCAAGUGGUGGUCAAUUAAUAAUGGCAAGUACUGGUAAUGGUAUAAGUGGUGUUAUGGCACCUCCACCACCAAAGUUAAUAUCAAAUUCAAAUUCAAUGCCACCAUUAUCAGUAUCACCAAUGGUUACAAAUGUAACUGGUGCUGUUAGUCAAGUUAUACCAGCUGUUGGUGUUGCACAACAAGUUAUUGGACAACCAACAGUACUUGUUAAUACAAUACAAACACCAGUAUUAAUACAACCAAGUGUUAUGACAAUGGAUUCAAUUGGACAAAAUGUACAAAUACCACAUUUAACUGUUGCAACACAAUCAUUAAUUGAUUCAAAUCAUCAAGAUAUUAAUAGAACAAAUCAAAAUAUUAGGCAGAAUAAUAAUCACAAUAAUAAUAAUAAUAAUAACAAUAUAUUAUCACCAGAAACAAAUAAUACAACAACAAUUAAAAAGAAAAUAUAUAAAAAACGUAAUAAAAAUAAUACACAAACAGUUGCAUCAAUGUUACAUAUUGCAUCAUCACAACAAAAUACUGGUAUGUUAAUGCAAUCACAAUCAAAUUUUGCACAACAAAAUUAUCAAACUCAAAGUAUUGGUGGUCCAAUGUUACAAUCAUUAACAAUUGUACCAGGUAAAGGUGGUGGUCCAGCACAAUUAGUUAUGAAUGGACAAACAAAUGGUACAUCACAAUUUAAUACACAACAAAUUAUAACAAAUUCACAACCAACACAACAAAUAAAUUUAUUACAACCAGUUAAUUUAUUAAAUAGUACAACUGGUAUGGUACAAAAUUUUCCAACAAUACAACAAUUUAUUGUACCUGGUUUAGGUAGUAUGGUUAUGUCUGCUGAUGGUACAACAACAUUAUUACAAGAUACUGGUAAUUUAGGUAUGCAAUUACAAAUACAAAAUGUUAAUGGACAAAAUGUAUUAACACCAGUACAAAAUCAUGGUAAUUUAUUUAGUCAAAAUCAAAGUAUAUUAGCAGCUGGUCCAGCUGGUAUGGUUAUACGUGCACCACAAACAACUGGUGGUAAAUUAAUACAACAACAUAGUCCAGGUACACAAUUUAUAUCACAAAAUUCUGGACAAUUUCUUGUUAAUGGUACAACAUCAUUUGGCAAUCAAUUAAGUCCAAUUGUUGCAAAUGUCAAUCAAAAUCAACAAGUUACAUUUAAUACAUCACAAGUUAGACCAACAAAUAUACAAGGACAACAAGAAUUUAUACAAAUGAAUGGACAAACAUUAAUGGUACCAUGUGCAACUGCACAAAAUAUUGCAGUAUCAUCAUCAUCAAAUCGACAAAAUACAACUUAUGUACAACAAAAUACAACAAUUGUACAACAACAAACGACAAUGGUAUCAAAUAAUCAAAUACCUGAAUUUACAACUGUUGGAAAUAAUAAUAACAAUAAUAAUAGUAAUAAUAAUAACAACAACAACAAUAAUAAUAAUAAUAAUGUCGAACAAUCAUUAACAAUUGAUCCAAAUCAUUCUUAUAUAUUGAGUAAUGGAAUGUUGCAAAGAAAAUCACCAUCAUCACCUAAAAGUAAUAUGAGUUCACCAUCAUCAGAACAAAGUGUUGAUCAACAACAGCAUCAACAACAUCAACAGCAACAGCAGCAGCAACAACAACAAAAUUGUACAACACAAUUUAUAUUGACAAAUAGUAGUAAUGGUAAUAAUAAUGUUGGUAAUUUGAUUGAUAAAAAUAUACUUGAUAGUGGACAAUUGAGUCCGUCAAUGAUACGACAUUCAGUGUCAACUCAAACAGCUGUUAAUCAAGCAAAUAAUAUGGGACAAUCAGUAUUGAUGAGACAAGGUUCACCACCAGACACAACAACACAUAGUCCUAGUAAUAGUCACAGAUCAAAUAGUCCAGCUGUUGAUACAACAACACAUGGAGCUGCAUCACCAGCACCACCAAUAACUGCUAGACAUCAUUCAUCAUCAACUCCAAUGGUACAUUGUAUAUCAAGCAGUGAACCAGAUACUGGUGAUAUUCAAGGUACACCAGAUGACUGGAGAUUACAAGGAAUAACAACCAAAGAAAUAACACUAAAUCAAAUGGCUCAAAAUGGAAAAACAUUUGUUGAAUCAACAGUUACAACUGGAAUACAGAUAUAUACAACAGAGACAUUGAAACAAGCUGAUGGUGUUGUGAGUACGAUGAGAUGUGAGGGAAGAGAACAUGCUAUUGGUCGUGGAAUCAAACGUAAACUGGAUACAAUACAUUCAAUGCAUUCUACUCUGCAUGAAGACCAAACUGUUACGGACGAUGAUACGAGAAAACUUGAAGUUGGUGAAGUCGUUUGGGGUGCUGCACAUGGUAGUCCUGCUUGGCCAGCAAAAGUUGUGUCAUUAGAAUCACCAGAUGCAAUGACAGUAUGGGUACGUUGGUAUGGGGGUGGGGAUAAUUCAACCCAAGUACAUAUCAAGAAUCUCAAAUGUCUUUCUGAUGGUCUUGAGGCACAUCAUCGAGCACGAAAAAGAUUUAGGAAAAAUCGUAAACUGAAUAUGCAGCUGGAAAAUGCAAUUCAAGAAGCAAUGGCUGAACUGGAUAAUCUAAGUGAUAAAAAAAAUAAUAAAAAAAUUUCUAAAAAACAUGAUGAUAUUGUACAUAUUAAAAAAAAAUCAUCAUCAUCAACAACAACAACAGAAUGUUCAAAAACUGAUAAUAAUAAUAAUAAAUCAGUCAAACGAAUAAAGUCAAAAAAAUUAAAUAGACAACAACAAAUGGAGUCACAAAAAACUGGUAGAUAAAAAUAAAAAAAAAACAUACCAGUUAUUACAAAAUAAAAGAAGAAAAACAAUUUUUUUUUUUUUUUUGUUUUUUAGUUUUAAGUUACAUUAUUAUUAUUAUUAUUUUGUUUAUUAAAAUUUAUAAAUUCAACAAGUUUAUUGUAGUUAAUUGCAUUACGUUGAUACGUUGAUGUAAUAAUUUUAAUUAUUGUAAAUAAUUUAAUGCCUAAUAAAUAAUUAUAAAUGUAAAGGAGAUAAUUCCGUUGAACGAUAAUGGAAAUAAUACUCAUGAGAGAAUGAUCGUACUAUGAUAAUUGAUGAUUUAAAUUAAAAAAAAAAAAAUGUUUACUGGGUGGGGGCAAUAAUUGUAUAUGUAAAUAAAUAUAUAUGCGUGUAAUAAUGUUGGAUAUAACGAUAGAGAAAAAAAAAAGAAAGAAAAAAAAAAAAAAAAAAAACAGUGAUAUUAGAAUUUCUUUAGUGUCUCAAAAUUUUGACCAAUUUUUCGUAGAAUAUCUACAAAUUCGGAGGUUCUUCUCAUUAAAUAAAAAAUUUAUUUAAAAAUAUAAUACAAUAAUGUCAUUUGUCUUGACUUUUAUUCAUAAUUUUCGAUAACGAUUGUUUAAUAAAUAAACAACGAUUGGCCUAUGUAAAAUGAGAAUUACAGAGAAAACAAAAUUUUAAAACAAAAAAAUUUAUAAAUGGUUUAUUUAUAUUUAAAAAUAAUAAUAGUAUUUAAUUAUAAUAAAUAAUCAAUUGUAGAUGAUGUUACUGUGAAGUCUGAAAUUCUUAGACAAAUUUUGAUAAUAUUCAAGCAUAAUCAUUAACCAGUUAUUCAAUUUAUGUAACGAUAAAAAAUGUAAUUUGUUUAAACGAAAAAGCAAAAAAAUAAAAUCAACAAGCAUAAUAAAAUUUAUUUAUUAAAUGAAAUAUUAUUUUUAUGAUAAAAUCAUGUCGUUAUUUCAGCUAACAAAAUAGAAUUAAAUUUAUAAAAAAAAUACAAAAUUGUAACUGAUCAAAGAGAGAAACUUAAAAUUCAAAAUUUCAUAUAAAAUUUAAUUAAUAUAAUACUUAAUCGCCCGAGUCUUGCCAGUGUAACUUCUUCCGAUAGAAUUGCUAUUUUUGCACGCAAAAAAAAUAAAUAAUUAAAUAAUAGAAAUAAAAAUAUUCAUAUGAUGAAUAUUAUUAUCAUAACCGAAUAAAAAUCUCAUAAAUUCGCACAAUGUUUGAACAUUCCUUGUUGAAUAAUUAUUUAUGCCGAAUAAAAUAGAAACAUAAAUCCGUAAAAUAGAAAAGAAAGAAUUUAAAAAAAACAGAAAUGUAUAAUCAAGAAUUAAAUCAAAUGAGCAUAAAUAAAUUUAAAAAAUUAAAUUUGGCAAUAUAACCACUCAAAAAUACGAUGGUGCUAUUUAGAGAUUUCUUUUUCUUAUUUUUUUUUGGCUUACAAUAUACGCAACAGACAAUAAAACAAAAAUCUACAAAUAUCAAAAGCUUGGAAAUUAAAUUACAUGCACUUGUAUAUCAAUUAAGCUCGCUUUUCAAUAUUUCAUUUUUUAUUAUUUAAAAAAAAAAAAAAACAAAGAUUUAAAUAAUGAAAAGAAAGAAUGAAAAAAAAAAACGGGUAUAGCCAUUGUAAAUAAUUUUAAAUUUUAACUAUUUGAUAAAAAUUAAAAAUGAAAAUAGAUAAAUGUAAAGUAAUUCAAAAUUAUAACGUAGUAAAUUUUUCAUCCAUAUUUAAAUAAAAAUUUUAAAAACAAUAAUAAAACGGAUCAUUAACAUAUCGCCGGCAGAUUUUUAACAAAUUUUUUUUUCUUUUUGGUAUGAACACUGUCGAAAAUAAAAUAAUAAUAAUUAAAAAACAUUAAAUCUUUUUACUGUAAUCAAAAGUCUCAAAUUUUGAGUAAAAAAUAAUAUUGAUAUUGAUGUAUAUUUUUUUUUACUGUAAAUACAUUAAUACGCCUUAACAAUAGUAAAAAUUAUCGUAAAUGUUUAUUGCAAAUUUUAUAUGCAAAAUGACCGUGAGAUAUUUAAAUAAAAAAUAAUCCAAGUGAUUUAAAAUCUUGGUAUUAUCAAAAGAAAAUUUCAAAAAAAAAUAGCAUAAUAUUGUCGAAUAAAUAAGCAAAAAAAAAAAAUGUCUGGAGAUUGGAGAAGUAAAUUUAAAUGAAUAAAAAAAUUUUAACAAGACCAAAUUUUAAAUUUUAAAGUCAAACUACAUUGCAGAAUUUCCAUACGAAUUUCCAUCGAAUCAAAUAAAUUAAAAUUAAAAAUAACUUGUACGUUUUAAAAUCUCUAAUCUCACUGGACUGACUGGAAAUUUAAAAAUAAUUUACUUAUUAAAAAAAGAAAAGAAAAAAAAAAUGAAUAAAGUCACCAUUUGGAUGUAUCAGAUAAUUUUUACUCUGAUAAAUUAUUUUACUAGAAUGUCAUUUAACUUCUUUUGAAUAAGUAAAAGAUAAAAAACCUAAUUAAACAAAAGAAAAAAUAGGUAAUAUAAAUAUAAUCAUAAUUAAAAGAAUAGAACAAAACUAUUUAUAUCAAAAAUAUCGAUGUAUAUGACCAGUAUUUUCUAUAAUAUAAGAUAAAUCAUUGACUGACACUCCAGAUGGUGGCAAAUGAAUUUGAAUCAUAAUUCAAUAUGAAUGAAAAUAAAUAAUAUUUAAAAAAUUACAGUGAAUAAAUUUAUGAAUGAUAAUAAAAAAAAAAAUAGAUUUAACAAAAACUACAGUAGAAACAUGACAAAAAAACAAAAAUAUAAUACAACCCUUUAAUGUAAAAGAAAAUAUAAAAAAAAAAAAAACA
Aphidius gifuensis is the source of this 11159-nucleotide messenger RNA. RefSeq names its product myb-like protein P. NCBI's taxonomy places the organism in Eukaryota, Metazoa, Arthropoda, Insecta, Hymenoptera, Braconidae. Bases 519 to 8384 code for a protein of 2621 amino acids. Gene Ontology annotation, cellular component: nucleus; chromocenter. The record is from RefSeq and is a predicted model, not a curated record. The transcript has 10 exons. Gene Ontology annotation, molecular function: chromatin binding; DNA binding.